GUAAAAUUUAUUGCAAAAGGAAAAUAAAGGAAAAUUUUUUCUGUGAACUUGAAAGUUUUCCUUCAUUAAAAUUUUUUUAUUUUGAGAAACUUCAAUAAGCAUUAACUUGGAGAUUAAAAGUUGAUCCACUAUGAGUUAUAAUAGUUGUACUGGAGACCAUUCCUUUUGUGGAUAUUGGGAGAUUACCGAAUCACUUGACUUUCAUUCCGAGGACCUCGGCUUAUGCGGCAUUAAAUUCCUUCUCGACGAAGGCGGUGACAUUAUUUUCCUCAAUGAUUUAUUCUCCCUUCAAGUGGUAUCCAUAAACGAUGACCAAACAUCACCAACGAUUUGGUCAUCAAAGGCAAUGAUUGAGGAUGAUAAAUCAAAACUAAGUACUGGAAAUGAGUCUGCUGACAUUUUAUUUUGCUGUGAAACGUUCGAAGUUGUUGCUUUGGAUGUUGAUCAAAUGAGUAAUGGUAAUAAUUCAUCUACUGCUGCGGCUCUUCUCUUUAGAUCCUUUACGGGACACCAUAUUGAAUUUAGAACAAAUACCAUUAAGCCACUUGAAUCAAUGGAAUUAAAAUGUGAAGGCUGGUGUAAGCUAACAUGUAAGAGAAUUAAGAAGGAUCAAUCGAUUGGACAAUCAAUUCAGUAUUCACUGUUAACAGCAUUUGAGGAGAAAUUCUUUAGUGAUGUUGUGAUUAAAAGUUGUGAUGGAUAUUCGUUUGAAGUGCAUUCACCAAUUUUACGGUUGAAUGGAUUCGAUUGUAGCAGCUUAAACCAAACUCCUGUGUCAGCAACACCAUUAUCUGGCAGCAUUCAAUCAUCGCAGCCACCCUCAAACUUCCUCUCACCACCAACCAUUCAUUUGAGUACAUUCAACUUUUCACCAAACUUUGUCAAUCACAUCUCGAACUCAUUCAAUUGUUUGGCAACGACAAGAGAUUCAAAUUAUCAUUUGGCAGCACCAUUGGCAACAAGCUUAAAGAAUGGACAAAUAUCGUCAUCAGAUUCUCAUUUGAAUAAUAUCCAGCAAGACAGCACGAAAGAGAAUAUUUUUAAUUUUCCAUCGACGCAAGUUAAUCAGCAGAUAAUGAGCAAGAAAAGUGAGCAUAAACAUAAACUGCGACUGUCAUCAUCACAAAUAAUCUUUAAAAAUCCAACAUCGCCAUUUCGUGUACGCAGCAGUCCAUUACCAUUUUUGAAUUUGUCAAUUGAUGUUCCACUUACACCAUCGUCACCCCUUACAUCCGUUUCGGUUCUAUUUAAUUUGACUAAAGACACUUUAGUGCCAGUAUUACAUUGGUUGUACAGUGAAUCAUUACCCCAGAAUUUAAAUGAGACACAACUGGAAGCAUUAUUAAAAUUAUGUGCCACAAUUCCACCACUGAACAAGAUGAGUGGACCUUGUAAGAAAUAUUUGAGGCUCAUUAAGCUGAAGAAAGUUAUAAUUGAUAUUUUUGUGGACAUUCAUGAAUGCUUGAAUCGAAUAGUUCAGCUUCUUAAUCCUUACAACAUUUCCAAAUAUCCAUCAGCUCUGUGUGAAAUUUUUAAACAAUGUCUUCGUGAACUUUCCAUUGGAUUUGCUUUGUUCCUUCAACUUUCGCAAAUUUUUUCAAAAGAUACAUUUUUAAAUCGAUUCCAACGCAAUGAAAUUAUCAAGUUUGUUAAGUCACGCAUUCCAAUUGUAAUUACUCAGUUACAUCAGAUUCUUCAAAAUGUCUUGAUGAUUAUUAAGUCGCUGCAUCGUGAGGAGAAGGAAGAGUUGGUUAUGUACUUAGUUCCUGAGAUAAUCCUGGCAUUAGACGUAACAACCGAGCUUCUAACAGAUUUCAAAAACUCAUUGGAAUUAAUAUGCAAAAGUAUUCAAAGUGAUCAAGAAGAAACUUGCGGAAAACGCAUGGAUCAAUCACAUUCUAAUGCUAGUGCCGUUUUAUUUCUUCACGUAUGUGAAAUCAAGCAACUUCAUGACAUUUAUGGAAAAGUCAAUUCAAUAUUGGAAAUAAUUCAACAUAAACAAUUUACAUUUAAUAGUUUGAAUCAAGCACAGAAAUUGAGCUGUAUCCACAUCAACAUAGACCAUUUGCUGUUUGAAAUUCCAAACGUGAUUGAGAGGAUUGAAGAAUUAUCGAGAAACAUGGACGAUAAAUUCGGAUGGAAGGAAUUUAAAUUUUGCUUUAAAUUUGCCACAAGUCACAUUAACGGUAUUCUCAGCAAGAUACUUGAGCACAAGGCAACAUUAUUGUAUCCAAUGCUCAAGCUUACACAGCUGGUUAACAGAAACGCCUUUACAGAAGUUGUCCAAAAACUUGAACUGUUGCAAAGUGAUGUAAUCGCCAAAAAUUUUGAUCCAAGUGAUAACGUAGAUAGCGAACAAAAAAUGAUUAAUGAUUAUAAUAGCUAUAAGAUUAACAUAUUUAGUGGUCUUUGUGAACCUCCGAAUGCUGUCAAAUCAAAUUUGGCUAAAAAUUCUCUUAAAUUACUUCACUCGGGACAUCUUGCAGACAUGGAAUUUGAAGUCAUAACAACGGUUGCCACAGAUUGUCCAAUUUCAUAUGCAUCAACUCCUGUCUCAAUUAUUACACCACCGAACAAUGAUGAAUUUGAUUAUAACGAUGGAACUGUCAAAAAAGAGUAUCAUGUGUUUAAAGCCCAUCGUGUGAUAGUCGCCUCACGAUGUGAAUACUUACGGAAGGCAUUGUUAUCAGGCAUGCAAGAGGACAUCAAUAGGAAAAUAACAAUUUAUGAUGCAUCACCUGUGAUAUUUCGACGAUUUUUACUUUAUCUGUAUGGGGCACCAGUUGACAAAAAUGUUGGACUUGAGUCAAUUUGUGAGUUGAUGCUGCUGGCUGAUCGUUAUUCAGUAGAUAGUCUAAAGGAGGUUUGUGAGCAAUCUUUAAUGUCAAUGAUAGAUAUUGAGAGUGUAAUUUGUAUGCUGGGUAUUGCGGAUCGUUUUAAUGCAAAUACUUUGAAAACAAGCUGCUUAUCGUUCAUCUCGCAAAAUGUGGAAUUAACAAGUUCCGAAAGCUUCUCGCUCCUAACACAAGAAUUGCAAUCUGAAGUAUUUGAUUUGAUACAUUGGAGGAAGCGUUGUACAACAGACGCAUGGAAUAGCUUAUCAUCAUCACGUUAUGAUGAUGCGUUGAGAUCAAGGCAUUCACUGAAGUCACCAUCGAGACCUUCAAAGUCAAGAAGUCGAAAAUCAUCACCAAAUAGUUAUCAUAAAUGAUUGAAAUUUCUUCUCUUCUAGAUAAAUUUAUAUUUAAUGACAGAGUUUAAGCACAGACAGAUGAGUUUGGCGAUGAGUAUUUUCACGGGUAUGUUUGAUAAAUGGCAGCUUUCUGUUGAUGAUCAGGGUGCUGAACUCUUCUGCCUUCAUUUAAAUUUAUAAGAUUUUUUUGUUCUCAAACGCCACUUAAAAACUAGGGCUGCCUACGUUUUAUGAUUUGACAGUCAUUGGUGUAUUAAUGAUGCAAAUUUUUUUAAUUAGACAUAUGCUUAAGAAUCUGAAUUAUUAUUUAAAAAGCAAUUACCAACAUUUUCAAAAACGCAAGAGUUUAGUUCAUCAAACAGUUCUAUGAUAGCUGAUCAAACCUAGAAAAUACAAUAUUAAAUUUUUUUGACAUUCAAUAAUUUCAUCAUUCUCACUCUGUCUGGCUCAGACGCCUCCUUAAAUCCAGGUCUUUUUGUUUUUCAUAGAAAAAAACUUGCUAUAACUCUGCUUAACGCAAAACACUGGGAUAAAAUUGGUAAAGAUAUUUGUGUGUGUGUGGAUGUUCGUGACAAAGAAAAGAUGGUUUAAAUAAUUUUUGUGUCAUUAAUGAACUUUCUUCCUUUAAUUCCUCCUUAUGUCUUUUUUAAAAUGACAAUCAAUGCAAAUUUGAAUUAAGAAGAAUAACACAAAAAAAUGAAUUAAGUUUUGUGGAAUUAAUUUAAAUGCUAAAAAAGAGAAUGUUAAAAAAUUAAAGAAAAUUUUCAAUAUUGAUUGAAUUUUGAACGUUUUUAAAUGUUUUUUAAAACCCAAAAGUUGAAUGACAAACUGGUCUUGACGGUAAUUUAUUUUGUCCACGCUUAUGAGAAUCCCAAAAGUAUUUUGAACUUUUUUGCUAAGGACUGGAGCUAAACAAUCAUCAAAAGUUCCCUAAAGCCCCCAAAUAUCUUCCAUCAAACAAAUU
This is a messenger RNA of Chironomus riparius, 4157 nucleotides long. The record is from the annotation of a GenBank genome assembly. Lineage: Eukaryota; Metazoa; Arthropoda; Insecta; Diptera; Chironomidae.